UGUCUCCUUUCCUAUAAAAGUCGAAAAUUACCGACUACAUACUGAUAAAAUGUCACCCGACGCGUACACGAAAGACGUUUUCAUCGUAAAUCGAUGGAUCCUUCGUUGUGCCGGCCUCUGGAAACCCAGCAGCCCGUCAAAAUUCAUCCAAAUCCCCUACAAAAUCUACGCAAUAAUCGUAUUCCUCUUCGUGAACUUGUAUUUCACAUCCACCGAAUUCUUCAGCCUCUUCUACACCUACAAGAACUUGGACGACUUCAUCAAAAACGUCAAUUUCUUCCUCACCCAUUUCAUGGGCGCCGUGAAGGUAACGUUUUGGUUUUUCCAAGGACACGUCCUCAGACAGCUCAUGGAAACCCUAGAAAGCCCCGAGUUUCAGUACAAAGGUUGCGAAGGUUAUCGCCCUGGCGAAAUCUGGGCCAAGUACCGCAAAACCGGGUUCAAGUACACGUUGGGGUUUUUGAUGUUGGCGCAUAUGACGCUGUCUUCGUCGUACGUGCCGCCGCUGGUGACGGCGGCAUUCCAUCCCCCGGUUUACGGAAACGAGACGAGUGCCUUUUAUUACAGACUUCCGUACUUUAGUUGGAUGCCCUUCAGCCAUUUGACGCCCGGGAUGUAUUUAUUGGCGCUGGGCUAUCAAGCGGGACCCAUGUUUUCUUACGCCUAUAGCAUUGUUGGGAUGGACAGUCUUUUUAUGAAUAUAAUGAAUUUUAUUGCGGCGCAUUUGACGAUUUUACAGGGGGCGUUUAUGACGAGUCGCAAGAGGGUGGAAGAGGGGGUUGGAAAGUCGAGGAAUUUGCAUGAAGUGAGCAGGGAAAUGAACAAUGAGAUGAAAAAGAAUUGCCGACACUUGCAGACUAUUCUCAGAGUGUGCGAAGACCUGGAAAACGUACAUCGAUACCUAACCCUAGGCCAGGCAACAGCCACCCUUUUUAUCCUCUGUACCUGCUUGUACUUAAUUUCAACGACUCCUGCCAGUAGCAAGCAAUUUUACGCCGAAAUGGUGUACAUGGUGGCUAUGGGAUUCCAGCUUUAUCUCUACUGCUGGUUUGGUAAUGAAGUCACUUUAAAGGCCAGCGAAAUUCCUCUUUACAUAUGGAGCGCUGAGUGGUUUGAGUGUGAUCGGGCGUUCAAAGGAAAUAUGAUUUUUACUAUGACCAGGAUGCAGAAACCCAUUUAUAUGACAGUGGGGAAGUUCGCACCUUUGACACUCCAAACGUUCGUUUAUAUUAUUAGAACGUCGUAUUCGAUUUUUGCGGUGAUUAAAAAUACCAGUUUGGGAGAUUAGGAUGUCGUUUUCUGGAACUGGGAAAAGAAAGUUGACGUGUCGGCUAGUUUAUGGUGUUUACUGUUAAUAGUCUCGAAGGAUAUCUUUACCUACCUACAACUUCACUAUCGUGUUCUAAGAUAAGAUUAGUUAGUUAUUGUGGGGUGUUCUCCGCCCCGUUGUAAAGCAGUACUAAGUAUUUAUUUAUUUAAGAGAUAAUUAUUUCGGGGUAGAAUGAGUCAUCCUUGACCUGUUUGAACAUGUACGUAUCUCACAAA
Messenger RNA from Zophobas morio, 1545 nucleotides. Its product is annotated as odorant receptor 94a-like. Gene Ontology annotation, cellular component: plasma membrane. The transcript has 5 exons. Gene Ontology annotation, molecular function: olfactory receptor activity; odorant binding. The record is from RefSeq and is a predicted model, not a curated record. Gene Ontology annotation, biological process: sensory perception of smell; detection of chemical stimulus involved in sensory perception of smell. Lineage: Eukaryota; Metazoa; Arthropoda; Insecta; Coleoptera; Tenebrionidae. Bases 50 to 1288 code for a protein of 412 amino acids.